CGGCCAAUGGGGAAGAGGAGCAGAGUUUCGGUGAAGAAUUUGAACCGAGUCGCGGAAAGCAGCGGACAGACAGAGGACGCUUCGAUAUAUAGCUUGAAACUACCAUCUUUAUGUAGUUUCAGUGUGGUUUAAUUAAACAAACCUAUUUUAGACAACACUUUUUUAUUUUUAUUUAACCUGUGUUGGCUUUUUUCGGUGGACCGUGACCAUGAGGAGGAGUGAAAUCCAUGCUGCGGAGUCGGUAGAAUGUCUGACUCGAGCCCUUAACCGGUUGAAGGACAUCUGGGAGGAAAUAGGAAUUCCAGAAGACCAGAGACUACAAAGGACUGAUGUGGUUAGGAAACAUAUCAAAGGCUUGCUGGACAUGAUGAUUGCUGAGGAGGACAGUCUAAGGAAGAGAUUGAUGAGCAGCAUAGAAUCCUGUCGUAAAGAGCUGGAUGUUCUGUGUACUGAGCUUCAACUAUCCCCAUUUGAGGAGGACGAGGGGAGGACGAUGCUGCAGCUGGAGAAGGACAUCAGGUCACGCCUGGAGGUGAUGAUGAAACAGAAGAGUCAGAGGGUUAAGGAGCUGAAGAGACUGUCCAAGCAGGACCGGGAGCUGUGUGACAUCAUGUGUUCAGUCCCCUUCUGUAUCGACAUGGACACGGUCCCGUCCCUGGGGCAACUGGACAGCUAUCGCUCUUACCUCAACGAUCUCACUAAAGAGAAGGAUCGUCGCCACGGUGAGUUUGUGGGUAUCAAGCGUCGGAUCAUCGUGUGUAUGGAGGAGCUGGACCAGCUGCCAGACACCAGCUUUGAGAGGGACGUGGUGUGUGAGGACGAGGAGGCCUUCUGUCUGUCCGGCGACAACAUUGCAGCUCUCCGACUGCUGCUGGGACAGCUGGAGGAUCGUAAGACCGAGAAUGAGUUGGUGUGUAACUCCUACCGCAGUAAGAUCCAGGAGCUGUGGGAGAGACUGCAGGUCCUCCAGGAGGAACGAGAGGGCAUGUCUGAUCACAUGGUGCAGUCCAGGAAGAGAAACAUGGACGCUUUGGAAGCAGAGUGCAGGCGCCUGGAUGAGCUGAAAAUGAAGAACAUGAAGAGUGUGAUAGAAGCCAUCAGGGCCGAGGUGGCUCUGUUCUGGGAGAGGUGUUUCUACAGCCUGGCGCAGAGACGGGCCUUCACACCCUACUAUGACGUUGACUUCACCGUGGAGCUGCUCAACCUACAUGAGGCGGAGCUGCUGAGUCUGAAGAAGCAUUACGAAGACCACCGGGAGCUGUUUGAAGGAGUAACCAGAUGGCAAGACAGCUGGACUCUGUUCCUACAACUGGAGAAAAAGGUGACGGAUCCUUCUAGAUUCAACAACCGAGGCGGGAACCUACUCAAAGAGGAGAAGCAGAGGGCCGACCUGCAGAAAAGCCUGCCAAAGUUGGAGAAGAGCCUGAAGACCCAGGUAGAUCUAUGGGAAGAGGAGCAGUCCAGAGAGUUCCUGGUUAACGGACAACGGUUUCUCCAGUACGUUGAGGAGCAGUGGGAACUACUGCAGCUGGAGAAGGAGAGGGGGAAGAAUGAGAGGCAACUGAAGAAGAACCAGCAGAUUGAACAUGACCUGCUGUAUGGUACUGUUCAACGAACCCCCUCCAAAAGACGCCUUGCAGGGACUCCUACUCCUGGCAAAGCAAGAAAGCUCAAUGCCGCUAGCAGUAUCUACGGCUCUACUCCUAACGGCACCUUACGUUCUGCCUUCGGGGGAACCUUGUGUCAGUCUCCGGCCCUCAGACUACCCAUGUCUGCCAGCAAGCUUCCUCUGAGGACCCCGAGUUGUGUUGGAAGAACCCCCCGUACGGUGGAGAGGAACAAGGAGAACAUCUCCCACCUGAACGGACCGGCUCUGAGCGGUUAUCACCUACCCAACCAACCAAUCAUCGACCCAGCAACACACAAGCCAAUCAAAGAUGAGUGGCGACGUCUUUCUGUGUGUCCAGUGAGAGAAUAGCACCAGGUUUUCUAUUCAACAGUCUGUAACAGAGUGGUAAUAUGUUUAAGUGAAAGCUUAGCAUGCUAUCGUGGACACCUGGACUAGUUCCUGUUUCUCUGUCACCAUUUUUUGAAAAAUGUAUUUAUUUAACUGGGCAAGUCUGUUUUUAAGAACAAAUUCUUAUUUACAAUGGUGGCCUCUGGGACUCCCAAUCACGGCCGGUUGUGAUACAGCCUGGAAUCAAACCAGGGUCCGCUGCGGCACUCAGGAGACCCCCAUCUAACUCUACAUUCUAGUUCAGAAGGGUUUUUUGUCAACAUUGAAUCCACCUCUAUUGCUGAAUGAAGGACCGUUUUAUUUAAAACUCCAUAACAGUGAGGCUCAACAUGCUAAGUCGCUAACCAAGAGUGCGACUGCGAGCCUGGUCUGGGUCGGUUGGCCUAACCAUCUUGUGAGGAGCAAUUUGUUACAAUUUAUUGAAGAUCAAACGAACACUUUGUUGAUCUGGACUGUGUGUUGCUAGGGAGGGGGGGGGGGGGUUCAGUUUUAAUAUGGCGUCACAUUUAUUUAUUCCAUUCCCACACCUCACCAAAUGUGAUCAGUUGAUCGACCAAUAAGAGUGUUCCAAACCUCUCAGCCAAUAACAGCUAGUUUUCAGUUUCCCCACUCAGACCACUCCCAGACAGUCCAAGCAAAAUUCUUGCUUGUGAAAUUGCUCUUUGCGAAGAAGCUAUUUUUUUUUUUGUUUUCUUUUUGACCAUUUUUUAAUUGAAAAACAAUCACAGUAAGGGACUUAAUUGUUAACUAGAAAUGAUUUGAUGUUGAGGUGAAACGGCUGCAAUAGACAUCCAUGUUUGUUCAUUGUCUUCUAUCCUCUUCAACGUUAAUCUGCUUGGCUUUUGUUCUACACUCUUUAAUGGGAAGUUUCAUUUGAUCACUUUUGGUGUAAUUUUCACGACUCAAAAGCACAUUUUAAAAUGGCUCGUGUUUAACUCUACGCACAUUUUUCAAACAAACGCUUUGUUCACUGCACCAAAUCACUUUUAGGUUGGCUACAUAUUCAAUCUUUGGCGAUCUGCUUUUCAAAAUGCAAUAUUCACUUUUUACAUUUUGUUCUUAUUGAUUAUGAAGUGCCUAUUUUUAAGUUUGAUAACUGUUUGAAUACUAAAAGUCAAUAUUUUUACCUUUUUAUGUAUCAAUUUGACAAAUUUGUUGGAAGGUAAAAAAUCAUAUGAUAUAUGGAUACGGAUGUAAAUUCUACAUCCUCAACCAGCCAGUGUGCUUCAUUAGGACACAGGGGGCAGUCAACGCUAUGCUACCAUUUUAAAAUUGGUGUACACUGUACUGGUGAAACACACCUGGGUUUGUACAUGAUAUAUUCCAACUCGCCUGAAUGUCACUGAAAGCGGAUGCAUUUCAAGCAGAGGUUGUGUGAUUACCGUAUCGGUUGACGAAGUCUUGUUGGGAAGGUGAUAUUGUACAGUGUUGCAUUAUUUAACUAGGCAAGUCAGUUAAGAACAAAUUCUUAUUUAUUAUUUUUCAAUGACGGCCUAGGAACAGUGGGUUAACUGGUUUAGGAACAGUGGGUUAACUGCCUGUUCAGGGGCAGAACGACAGAUUUGUACCUUGUCAGCUCGGGGAUUCGAACUUGCAACCUUUCGGUUACUAGUCCAACGCUCUAACCACUAGGCUACCCUGCCGCCCCGUAUCGGUUGACAAAGUCAUGUUGGGAAGGUGAUCUUGUUCAGUGUUGCAUGGGGCAGAAAGGGCUUAACGCCAGGCUGUGUAUUUUUAUUUUUACAGUAGCUGACUGCUUUUACAAUACCUCUUCUGAUCAUUUGUCCUACAUACAGUAUGUACUAUAUAACUACAAUGAAACUAAGACUGAAAUAUUCCUUAACCUGCUCACAACCUGCCAUUUGGAUACAUUAUUUAUAAAAAAUAAUAAUUGAGUGUCAAAUACUGUGUGGGGGGAAAAAUAUGCAUGCAUGUCAAAAUAACAUUUUUGAAAUGUGUAUCUUGUAUUUUGUUUGCUAUUGGAUUAAAUGGUAGUUUUAAAAUGA
Molecule: messenger RNA, 4023 nt
Organism: Oncorhynchus nerka (sockeye salmon)
Lineage: Eukaryota; Metazoa; Chordata; Actinopteri; Salmoniformes; Salmonidae
Product: protein regulator of cytokinesis 1-like
Exons: 14
Coding region: 209-1978 (589 amino acids)
Biological process (GO): mitotic spindle midzone assembly; microtubule cytoskeleton organization
Cellular component (GO): cytoplasm; spindle; mitotic spindle midzone
Molecular function (GO): microtubule binding
Source: RefSeq, a predicted model, not a curated record